This is a messenger RNA of Elgaria multicarinata webbii, 3287 nucleotides long. It is a transcript of the gene SLMAP, whose product is annotated as sarcolemma associated protein. NCBI's taxonomy places the organism in Eukaryota, Metazoa, Chordata, Lepidosauria, Squamata, Anguidae. Bases 541 to 3084 code for a protein of 847 amino acids. Gene Ontology annotation, molecular function: protein binding. Gene Ontology annotation, cellular component: acrosomal membrane. The record is from RefSeq and is a predicted model, not a curated record. Gene Ontology annotation, biological process: regulation of voltage-gated sodium channel activity; acrosome assembly; regulation of membrane depolarization during cardiac muscle cell action potential. The transcript has 23 exons.
AUCAGUUAAACUGAUUUUGUUACAAAGGCUUCCUGGUCAUUCUCCAGUUCUUGCUCCAGUCUUGUAAAUCAAUCUUAUCUUCUGUUUCCCACUCCCUGAAUCUUCCAUUGUUUCUCUCUAUUGAGGAAAAAUCUUAGGCAGUGUUUACGGAAGAGAACCGAUUACAUCCCAAACAAGUAUUUGUGAAUGAGUCAUCCACUUGGAUUUAUAGUCAUCCCCACCUUAAUUUAACAAGAUCUGUUUCUCUUCUGAGUUGUCAGAUGCUUGUUCGUAUUACUGAGAAAGAUGGAUUAAAGUGGAACUUCUUAGACUUGGUACAGGCCUUAUUACAGGAAACAAUGGGUCUUUUUUACUGGAUUAUUGCCAAUAUUAGUUCACACACUGAAGGUAUGAGUUGUUAGAUCUCACUUGCAGGUAAUGUUUGUCCUGCUUUAAUGUGAAGUGCUGUGGGAAUUUUGCUUAUCAACUGUGGAGGGUGGCUUGGAUCAAGAAGAGUUUCUCUUCUUUCCUGCUUGGUGUGGCACCACAUAUCUAUCCUCAAUGCCUUCAGCCUUGGCUAUCUUCACUUGCCGCCCGAACUCUCACCCAUUUCAAGAGCGUCAUGUCUACUUGGAUGAGCCUGUUAAAAUUGGUCGCUCAGUGGCUCGAUGUCGACCAGCUCAGAAUAAUGCUACUUUUGACUGUAAGGUCUUGUCGAGGAACCAUGCACUUGUCUGGUUUGACCACAAGACAGGAAAGUUCUAUCUUCAAGAUACUAAGAGCAGUAAUGGUACUUUUAUAAAUAGUCAGAGAUUGAGCAGAGGAUCUGAGGAAAGCCCACCAUGUGAAAUUCUGUCUGGUGAUAUAAUCCAAUUUGGCGUAGAUGUGACGGAGAAUACGCGGAAAGGUAAGGUCACCCAUGGAUGCAUUGUCUCCACAAUAAAACUAUUUCUCCCAGAUGGUAUGGAAGCUAGGCUACGGUCAGACGUCAUCCAUGCUCCAUUACCAAGUCCUGUUGAUAAGGUUGCUGCUAACACUCCCAGUAUGUACUCUCAGGAACUGUUUCAGCUUUCUCAAUAUCUACAGGAGGCCUUACAUAGGGAACAAAUGUUGGAACAGAAGUUGGCCACCUUGCAGCGAUUGCUUGCUGUUACGCAAGAAGCAUCGGAUACUAGUUGGCAGGCUUUGAUAGAUGAAGAUAGACUACUAUCAAGGUUAGAGGUUAUGGGAAACCAACUACAAGCAUGUUCGAAAAGUCAAACAGAAGACAGUUUACGAAAGGAACUUAUAGCAUUACAAGAAGACAAGCAUAAUUAUGAAACAACUGCCAAAGAGUCCCUGAGGCGGGUCCUUCAGGAAAAAAUUGAAGUGGUCAGAAAACUUUCUGAAGUGGAGCGAAGUUUAAGCAACACCGAAGAUGAAUGUACUCACUUGAAAGAAAUGAAUGAACGGACUCAGGAAGAAUUGCGGGAAUUGGCUAACAAAUACAAUGGUGCUGUAAAUGAAAUUAAAGAUCUCACUGACAAACUAAAGGCAGCUGAAGGAAGACAAGAAGAAAUUCAGCAAAAGGGACAGGCUGAGAAAAAGGAACUGCAGCAUAAAAUAGAAGAAAUGGAAGAGAGAGAGCAAGAACUUCAAGCAAAAAUAGAGGCUUUGCAAGCAGAUAACGACUUCACCAAUGAACGGCUCACUGCUUUACAAGUCCGGUUAGAACAUCUUCAGGAGAAAGCUCUUAAAGAACACAACAGCUUAGGCAUACAAGUUGAUGACUUCAUUCCUAAAAUUAAUGGGAGUGCAGAAAAAGAGCACUUUCUUUCAAAGAGUGGAGGUGACUGCACUUUUAUUCACCAGUUCAUAGAGUGCCAGACAGACAAGCUCAUAGACGAAGGACAUCUUUCCAGAGUGGAUGAAACAAAGAUUCUGAAAGAAAAUCAGGCAAAAGCUAAAGAAGCUGAGCUAUCGGAUACUCUUAGUCCAAGCAAAGAGAAAAGCAGCGACGACACUACAGAUGCUCAAAUGGAUGACCAUGAACUAAAUGAACCUAUUGCUAAAGUAGCCCUCCUGAAAGCAGAUGAAUUGCAGGGUGCACAGUCAGAAACUGAGACUAAACAAGAAAUUCAGCAGCUGCACAAGGAACUGGUUGAAGCCCAAGAGCUAGCUAGAACAAGUAAACAAAAAUGCUUUGAACUGCAAGCUCUUUUGGAAGACGAGAGAAAAGCCUAUAGAUUACAAGCUGAAGAGUCCACCAAACAAAUCCAAGUUCUCCAAGCUCAGCUGCAGCGGCUACAGGAAGAUAUUGAACGUCUUCGUGAGGAAAAGGAGAAUGAGAUCUCCAGUACUCGGAAUGAAUUACUUAGUGCUCAGAGUGAAAUUCUGUUACUGCAACAAGUGGCUGAAAAGGCUGCAUCAGAAAGGGACACAGAUGUCACUGCUUUACAAGAAGAGCUUCAGAAAGUAAGGGCUGAACUUGAACGUUGGCGCAAAGAGGCUUCAGAAUAUGAAAAAGAGAUUGUCAGUCUGCAAGCCAAUUUUCAGUUACGAUGUCAACAGUGCGAAGAUCAGCAGAGAGAGGAAGCCAAGCGUCUACAAGGUGAACUUGAAAAGUUGAGAAAGGAGUGGACUGUUCUUGAAGCCGAAUGCGUUUCUUUAAAGAAGGAGAAUUCUUUGCUUGCAUGUGAACUUCAGCGGCAGGAGAAGGAGCUACAUAAUUCUCAGCAGCAGAGUUUAGCGCUUACCAGUGACUUGAGCGUUCUCGAACUGACCAGAAAGGAGCUUGAAAAUAAAAUGGGUUCUUUGAAAGAAGAACAUCAGCGGGAUUCAGCUAGUCUAAAAACCCUCCUUAAUGAGGCAGAAAACCAAGUCAAGGAUGCACAAAAUGAGUAUGAAAAGACACAGACCAUACUCUCAGAUCUGAAGUUGAAGUUUGAAAUCACUGAGCAGGAAAAGCAAUCAAUCAAUGAUGAACUCAAACAGUGUAAAGACAACUUGAAGCUGCUACAAGAAAAAGGAAACCAUAGACAAUGGCCUUGGAUGCCUGUGAUGGCAGCUUUGGUUGCUGUGACAGCCAUGGUGCUGUACCCAGGCCUAACCAGAGCUUCUCCAUGAGAACUGUUGUUGAAUCCAUACACCGUCCUCCCUUUAGAAGCUGGCAUCAUUCACAUACAGGGGGAAAACAGAUUCAUCCUGUUCCUUUUUUUUACCUCUUAGUACCACAGAGUUUGGCUUCAGAACAGCAGUAGGGUCAUUGCUUUAAACUGUACAAAAUGUAUCUGUCUAUAAAGAGGGAAUAAAAUUAUUACUUCAUUCUA